AUGGCGUUCAAGGUAAGUGUCCCGGUGCAAUGUUAAUGUUCGCUCGUACCAUAAUAGAUUCGCAAAUAUUACAAUAAUAAUUGUUUCCCGUCAGAUGUUUUCCACCGGUUUGUUGUUGGCUUUUGCCGGCAUGUGCGUGUGCAAUCCGUCCGGCAGCUCGCCGUCGCAAUACCAACCGUCCGCGGUGUCGCAAGCGUCGUUCCAGACGGGAUCGGCGGCCGUACAACCAUCGCAAACCAAACUCGAAGACGUCGAACGCGACUCUUUGGCGGCCGCUUUCGGCCAGAAGACUCAGCCGCAGUCCGGAAAACCAUCGUCCGCUAGUAGCCCCGUCACCGCACAACAACAACCACAACAACCUGCAGCCUACCAAGCCGUCCCGCCACAACAGCAAUACUUCCUACAACCAUACCAGACUCCACAACAGCAGUUCUACGUGCAACCGUUCCAAGCACAACAGUACUUGGCCCAACCGUACCAAUCGCUUUUCGACUAUUCCGCCCUACAGUACUAUGCAAACCCCAACGUUUACAACCCGGGUAACCAGGUGUACCAACAAUACUACGUGCCAGCUGCUCAACCGUCGGCUAUACCUCAAUACGUGACCAAACAGUUGUCUCCGGCCGCCCAAACAACAGUAGCUCAACAGAUUUCCGCCCCGGCGACGCAGGUUUCACAAGAAUACAAACAACAACAGUUUGCCGCCCCGACGCAGGUUCCCCAAGAAUACAAACAACAACAGUUUGCCGCCCCGGCGCAGGUUCCCCAAGAAUACAAACAACAACAGUUUGCCGCCCCGAAUCAAAUUCCACAAGAAUACAAACAACAACAGUUUGCCGUUCCAGUACAGGCUCAACAGCAAUACAAACAACAACAGUUUGCCGCCCAAGUCCAAGCCCAACAAGAAUACAAACAACAACAGUUUGCCGCCCCGGCCCAGGCCCAACAAGAAUACAAACAACAAAUCGCUGUUCCCGCUUUGGCUCAACAAGAAUACAAGCAACAACAGUUUUCCGCCGCCGUCCCCGUUCAGGCUCAACAACAAUACGUCAUCCCGGCACCCGCCUACCAAUACGUACAACAACCAGCCGCCGCCGGUCCCGUUGACUUUUCUUACGUCACUCGUCACCCGUCGGCCGGUAACGCGGUCGCCAAUUUCAAAGUGCCGGCAAUCGCUUCUGCCGCCGUCCAACCGCAAUUCCAAUACUCCGAAGUACCCCCGCAGUACUAUCAGCCUCAAAACUAUUACGCUGUGCCAUCUGCCGCCGCCGCCGCCGCCGCCGUCGAACAACCGCGCGUCCAACAGUCGGCCAAAAGCCAAUUCUCGUCCGGAGUCAAGUCCACCACGCCGUUCCCGGUGAAGGAACCGUUCGCGUACAAAUUCGAAUCGUCGUCGCCGCCGCAGCAGCAACAACAACAACAGCAGCAGCAGUCGUACAGCACGAUCAAAUACACCGCUUAGAUCGUAUCCGCGAGCCGCGCACCGCGGGUGAACGUAAGCUUGUCGCUUAUCAGUUAUUAGGGACACACAGGAACUGCACUGGUGCCGUAUAGCGCAUAUUAUUAUUAUUAUUAUUAUUAUUAUUAUUAUUAUUAUUAUUAUUAUUAUUAUUACUAUUAUUAAUAUUAUUGUUAUUAUUGUACGAUAUUUAUUUCGGGUUAUACCUGCGCGCGGCAUUCGCGUGAUAGUAAUAAUAACGAUACGUACUAUUACCGUGUCGUUCGCAUUCGUGUAACUUACAGAAAAAAAAAAAAAAAGUAUAUAUUUUUUUUUUUUUGUUAACUAAUUUUUAUAUUUUUCAGCGUAUAAAAAUAUUACAUUACAUUUUUUUUUUUUUUUUUAUCUUUUGUGCGUGUUGUACAAUUUUCGGUUAACGAAUAAACGUGAAAACGCGUCGAUUUAUUGACCAUUAAUCUGCUUGUGUUUUUAUUGCACAUAAACUUUUCCAAUUCACGUUAAUGACACUAGAAAGCGUUUAAACCCAUUAUGAACGUCUGCGAGUCACCGUAAUCGUUUAUAAUACAAUAAUAUAUAGCACCGCGUCAGUCGUCGAACGCUAAAGAUCCCAUUUUAAAUCGUUCGGACCAGCGAACGGACGUACCUAUUAUUAUCAUCACGCGGAAAAUAUAAUAUUUUAUACGAGCUCGACUAUGAAAACGAAACGGUUGCAUAAAACAAUGCAUUUCUCGCGUGAAUGUGUCGCGUGCAAUUAAAACGAAAAACGCGUUCAAUCACACAGGUUUUAAUACCGAUUGACGAUCUAAUAGUGUGUACAGCGUAAACAGACCGCUACAUGGCCGGCUCAUCACUGACGAGCCAUCGGUAUUUAAUAAUAUUACCGCCAAGUUCUAAAGGGGGGGAGGGGCAUUGAAUUGGCUCCCUCAACGUUUAUUUAAUGAAUGCAUUACAAAUCAUACAAAUUGGUCGAAAUAUGAAUUAUAAAAUCGAAUUAAUGUCUUAUUCAGUCUUAUUAUUUAGUAGGCUUAAAUCUGUUAUAUAGAAAGUAUUUGUAUUUAUUGAAAUCUGAAUUUCAUACCAUUGUCGUAUUUUUGAAUUCGUUUGACUGUAAUUCGUAUUUUGUCUUAAAUAUUUUUUCGUUGUGGUCUCUAUGUGUUUGAGCUUCUUAUAACGAUUUCAGCAUCAACUUAAACACCAUAUUAUACGAAAUAACUGUAUACAUUCGAGUGCGGUAAAUGCAAUCAUCUAAUUAAGACUUUUUUCGGAUCGUUUAGAUAUAAAAAAAAAAAUAUAUGUAAUUACUUAAUCAAGUUUUACGCGUGAAUUUAUUUUAUAUGCACCUGCUGUGUUGUAUAAUGAGCACGACGAGGAAUAUUUAUCCUUAAUAAUAAAAUAGUAGUUAGUAAAUAGUAAAUACUUUCGCAGUUGGUUUGAAAAAGCAAUAUGACAGAUUUACUUAAAAUAAUACAAAUUUCACGCAAUGCAUCGCCGUAUCGAUCGUAAUUUCUGAAAUUAUUAAAACUAUACAAUUAUUAAAAUUGAUAAGUGGGUACGCUAUAAUUCAAAAUCGACGCACGACAAACGUUUACCCAAAUAUUUUAUUAAAUUAAAAAUUAUGUUUCAUAAUUUCUAUUUUUAGAAAAAAAUAAUACCAAUUACUGUUAUUGUUUUCAUACAUAACGGUAAUAAUGUAAUAUGCGUGUACUCUACUCAUAAUAUGUUUGUGCUGUACGAACAGUGAAUAAACUAUAGGUACCUGUAUCGAAACGUAUUGUGAUUUAAUAAAUCAAUAAUAUCUUAAGAUCAAAUAAAAAUAUCUUACAUAAAUACAGUUAUGCAUAUAAUAAAUUAACGUCUGUGAUGUAUUUGUACGAAAUCUGUUACACAAAACUAUUCUGCCAAUAUACACGAAAAAGAAAAUAUACAGGUAAUAUAGAUAAUUUUCAACUACGUGAAAAAUGAUUGCAAUGGAAUAUGAUGAUGAACAAAUUUUUAAUUGCGUGGUUUUCCGUAAGGUAAUGUUAUAUUGCAGUAAAACGAAUACAAAUGCAGGGUGUCCCACGAAAAUAUACCCAUUGCAAUAUCUCCUAUUAUAAUAAAUAGAUAAUCAAAUGUUUUUUUUUUUUUUUUUACUAUAUUAAUCGUAGUGAUAAAGGCUAUAAAUAUUUAUAUUUGAAUUCAAUUUUUGUUAUGUUUUUAACUGUACAGCAGGCAAAUUCGAUAGUCGAUUAGUAUUCAUAAGGCUAAUUUACUGAACGCAUUUUUUUUUUUUUUAAACUUUAAAAAAUGAUUAAAAAUCACGAAUUUAAUGAAAACAAAAAGUCGACACGUCAAAAUUUUCAGAAGAAUUAAACACUGUAAGGUUAUGUUUGGUUAGGCUAUUAGGGCUGUCUUCAUAUUUUUCAAAAAUAAUAAAAUGAAAAGUUAAGUUUUUAAGUUUUGUAUCAAAAUAUAAAAAAUUAAUUGAAAUAUACAUAUUCAUAGUCAUCCCCGUGAGUAAUAUAAGAAAAAAAAAACAGAAUCGUACGCAGAAACACGGGUACAAUGUAUAAACUUUAAUGAGAGUAGUAUCUUUUCGAAAGGGAAUUUUAUUUGGGUGGUACUUAAAGAAGUAAUAUUUUGAUUUUCCGAGCGGUUUUUAUUAUGACUGGGCAAAACCGAGAAAAAAUUGGAAAAUGUACGUACCUACAUGUAUAAAAGAAAUUUCUCUUCGAAUCGUUUUUCUUUAGCAGUGGUUUAUCUUUACGUACAAAUAAAAAAAAAAAAUCCUCUCUACAUUAUCUUACCUUCCCAACUUCUCACCUACAACAGCAGUGGCCCGUCAAUCGUGCAAAUUACGUCCGUAUUUUUUUUAUUUUUUUAAAUAUUCGAUAUUUAGAUAUCCACUGUAAAACUCUCUUGUAAAACUAUAAAUAACCAUAACUGCACUGUUUAUCCCUUUGGGGUAUUUCAAAUUUAAAUAAUUACAUAUUAUUACACAGACGUUCAUCAAAUUAAUAUCAUUUCAAAUUCGCGAGGUUCUCAAAAAUCUAAAUAUGCAAUUUACAUGUAUUUUGUUCAAAAUAUUCAAAAAAAAAAUCGUUUUCAAUCGGGGAUAAGUGGACUUAUCCGACAAACAGUUCGGAUGGAAAAAAUAAAAUCACGCGAACGCAUUGAAAUCCUGUAGCCUUGAUUAUUAUACGCGUCGGUUAUCUCCGGUGCGAGCCAACUGUAAUAUCAUCAACGACGAUAAACGAAUGACGUCCGAUGUGAUGCAAUCAUUUUAUUAAAAUUUACGGUACCGCACCGUCUCGUUGGAAUAAUAAUAAUAAAUCGCAUGCAUAUGUGGUUUGCGCACGAGAUUAAACGAAUUAUUACGCGUCGAUAAAUAAUCGGAGUGUUUUAUUUUCCGUAGACUGCAGUACGCAAUUUAUCGUGCGACAAGUUUAAUAUAUAACAUUACGAACUAUAGAAUAAAAAAAAAAUAAUAAUAAUAAGAAAAAGAGAUAACGGACGACGGUUAUACAUUCUGAUAAUAUGACAAUAAUGUAUAUAUACAUCGGAAUCAAACACACAUCCGAAAUACUUUCCCCGGCGAAUUGUUCCGAUAUUAUACAACAGUCCGGUAAACUCGGAUAUUUUUAAUGAUUCCCCGUCUUCGCGGCGCGCAGAAAAAAAAAAUAGGCAGGCAGGCGAGUAAUGAAAAAAUAUUAUAGGUAGUUAAUGGUUUCUAAAAAUUCCAGCGAAAGUUGGAUAAUGCACGCGCGCGAUCGUACGGUUAUACCGUCGAAUUCGUUUCAAUAAAAUAACAACGUUUGUAUUUGUUUUAUAAAAUAUAAUACGCUCGGCGUUUGUUCGCCAUUCGCGCCGUCCAUUCAGCGCACCGGUGUAAUGUCAAUACGCACGGUAAUAAUUGGCCGUCGUAUUGAAAUCGCGUAAAAACGCGGUAGCAAAUACGCGCACCGGGUGUACCCGGCGGUCGCCCGCACUAACAGUAGAGCGCGAACAAAGCGACGGCCACAGUAAUUAACGCGCGCGUGUUAGGCUCGACGGUUUUGGGCUGUUUAACGCGCGAGAAAUCUCCUGACUUACCGUUAUUACAUUAAUAUUAAUUAACAUUAAUACGCCGGCGUUGUUAAAUACGGGUAGGCGUGCUUAUGGCACGUCUGCACAUACCCGUUACAUUAUUUUACAUAAUAACCAUUCGUAGACGCGUAGACAGUUUUCUAAACGCCGAAAGUGCACAUCUAACGUUUUUUUUUUUUUUUGCACCAAAUGCGUCGGUGCCGGAAAAAGAACUUUACGUGCCAGUAGUAGGCGCGACACGGGUUUUUUUGUAAUACAACUCAAGAUCGGCGAACGGUGGAUUGAACUAACGCUGGGGACUAGCGCAGACAUUAAAUCCGACCGCCUCUAGCUGUACAUUUUAACACCGCUAUCGACCGGUGGUACGGGACACGAAUGGUUCGAUACAAGGAGUAAAGGUAUUUUCCUUUCCUAACCACCGCCGGUGGCCCGCCUUGGAUUUUUAAACCCGGGGGUGUAGGUAAGGUUAGGUUAGGUUAAAACAAAAUAUAAAAAAAAAAAAAAGGUUAUGUUAGCUUUCCACCAUUAAAAUGGGUACGGUAGUACACCUAUACUUAAACACAUUUUCUCUAUGAUUCAUACUCUAAAUUCGCUUUCUCUUUCCUCGAAAAUUGCCUCAGAAAAUUCAUUUGAAUUUUAUUGUCCUUGAAAUUUGGUGGACCGGAGAAAUCGCCUAUUUCUAAGGGAUAAAGAUAAUACAAUUAUAGUUAUUAUGGUUUUACAAGCGAUUAUACAAUGGAUAUCUAAAUAUCGAAUAUUUAAACAGAGAAGAAAAAAAGACGGACAUACUUCGCACGAUCAGCGAACUGUUUUAGGUCAGAAGUAGAGAAGGUAGGAUAUAGAUAGAAAUUUAAUUUAUUUAUGUACAUAACGACAAAAAAUUGCUAAUGAAAAACAAUUCUGAGCGAAGUUCAGUUAUACAUGUUUAAAAAUGCCGUAAUUUUAACGAUUUUUGUCAAAUGUAAUUUUACAACGCUUAUAUAUAUAUAUAUAUAUAUAAAAAAAAAAAAAAUACCUAAUACAUUAUUGCUUUUUUUUUUUUGCACUUAUUUGAACUCAUAAUAAAACUCGUAUUAAAUGUUUAAAUAUUUCUGUGAAGCCGAAAAAUUGUAUCCAUAUUGAACCAAUAAAAAAAAAAAAAUACAUAUAUAUAUACCUAUAUAAAAACUCGAAAAAUUCAAACGUCUAAAAUUAGCUCAAUAACAUAACGUCCGAAUGUUUCGAAUUUUACUACACCUAGAAAAGACUACUAUUGAUAUCGAGAAAGAAAUGUUAGGUUUCUUCGAUUGUUUUUAAUUAAAUUCCGAAAAAAAAAAAAAAAAAAAAAAAAUGAAAAAACGAAUCAUUAAUAAUAUAAACCCGUUGACGCCUUAAAUGUUUCCGUUCUGGUUUUUCCGAAUUGUUAAUAAAACUACGAUACCUUUUGCGUGCGCCAACCAGGUACGAAAUAAAACAAAAAAAAAAGGCCGCGCGUCUUUUUUCGGCCAGAACGAUGUUUCAAUUGUUCACAAACAGAAAAAAAUAAUAAACGUAUAAAAUAAACGGCACACGCCGCAGCAAAACCAUUUCAUACCACGCUCCGCUCGCUCGCGGUCUGAAACGUUAUCCUGUACGUAUGUUAAAAGAGUUUUCACAUUAUUCAUAAGUAAAUUUUUCCAAUGACGAUUGCUAUUCCAAGAAAUGACGCCGUCCCCGGCCUGUUUCACAGUCGAUUACCUAUUUGUGGAACGUGCGUAUUUAUUUUCGUAUACAUUCGAAAUGUGCGCGAAUACGUGCGUACCGUCAGCACUACGGUUCACAUGUAAUGGAUUUUAGAAUCGUGUAGGGUUUUAAAUUUUUUUUUUCACCGUAACUAUUCAGUACCAGACGCGAGUUUUUGUUAAGCGUAUAUUUUCAAUUUUAUGUAUGCACUGUAUGAUUUUUUUUUUUUUUAUCAAAACCAAUCGUUUCUCGUCAGUGAUAAUUUUCAUUCGUAGGAUUUUUUUUUAAAAUUUGAUUUUGAAGUAAUCAUAAUACUAUAAUAUGUACAUUAUGGUGAGGUACUCGAUAGCGCAGAUUAAAUGAUUUUAAACACAUAAAAUUGUUUGGUCUUACUUAGCUCGUCGGUUACAAGGAACUUAAGACAGAUUUUGUAUUACUCCGAGAAACUUUUGCCUAUGUGCUAAAUGAACAGCUAAUGUAGUAAAUAAUUGUCUUGACGUUUUAAUAUUUAAAUAUUAAAUACGAAUAUGGUAUACAGUUUUCGGGAUAAUGCGAUAGGUUCUUAUACGACUGUCAUUUACAUAAAAUGAAAUGUCAAUACAUAUUUCCGGUUUACCAGCACAUUUGUUUGGGUUUUCGAAAUUAUUAAGAGAACUAUAAGGAAAACCAAACAAAAAAUGAUUUUCUCUAUGUAUUAAUUAGAUAAAAAAUAAAACACUAAACAAAAGUUCUUAAAAAGAAUUUGAUAGCACCUACCAAAAUUUCUGGUAGGAAAGUCGUUUACAGACAUGUGCUCAGGGACUCGCAUAUUUUUUCAGUUGAUGUAAAUAAAGGUCGGGUAGAAGUAGACAUGUAUGACUAUACUCCAAUUAUUAGUAACUCAACGCCGUUUUCUGUUUUGCAUUUCAAAACUGUGAAUCUUAAUAAAUAAACAAUAAACUAAUGGUUCAACAUUCGAUUCGUAGGUAUAUAAUAUGUAAAUCACAAUGUUCAGAUAAUACCGUUCUAUACCGUAAGUAGUCGUGCAUGUAAAAAAAAAAGAAGACUUAAUUAAUUGACUGAGACGCUAUGGCUGGUUCGUGAUAUAAUAAAUACAAAAUCAACUUUUGUAAUAAUAUUAAAACAUAAUUUGAACCGUAGGAAAAGUUAAUUGUUACAGUUUUUUUUUUUUUACUCGUUUACUUGUACUAUAAUACACGUGAAUUAUUCAUCCUAAAUAAUUAAUAUGGUUUUUAAUUGUCCGUUUUUGUAGACGGAAAUAAGAUUUAUACAUGAUUUUGUUUAGUAGAGCUCGACAAAUGAUAUGAAAAAUGAAAAUUAUCCACAUAUCGCAUCUUGUAAUAAUAUACCAUUUUUUUCUUAAUGGCCCGACUAAAAAUUUUUGAAUUCAUCAUUUACAAUCCACGGUAUCUGGAAUCGUAGACAAUUAUAAUUUCAACUACCUAGAUAAUUAAUUGAUUUCAAAUGUUAAAUUAGCCAUCGAAAUAUUCUGACCAAAAAUGAUUACCGAUUGAACACGUAUAGGAAUUUUUCGGCUUUAAAAAUAGGACUUUUGGCCGGCAAAACAUCGGUUUCAUACCGCUGUGUUUCUGUCCAAAGUGACGGCAACGAUGACUACUAAACAAUACGUGAAUGAACCUUGUCGUGAUAUUAUGAUUUAUAUCUGCUGGAACCUGUCCAUUUCUUGCGUCACGUUAUGAUAGCCAUCUACAAAACAACCAGAUUUGAUUCCAAACACAUCGCGAAACAUCAAAUCGCAAGGAUUAAUUACUAUAGGCCAUAUAUUUUACCAUAGGUCUCGAUAAAUCGCAAUAAUAUUGCGAUAUUUUAUGUUAGAAAGUCACAAUAACUGCCGGUUAUUGUACGCGAUUGUAUCACCGUUUUUGGCAGUGAACGUCUGUAGAGACUAAAAUAUUGGCAAAACCGGUUGAAAUUCUUAGAAAAUCGAUUUACAUAUUUUCAUAAUAAAAUACAUAUUGUACAGUUUGUUAAAAUAUUAAAUUUCAGAGAUAGAAAUUUGUUUUUUACAUUAUUUUUAAGUAAUACAGUAGUCAAUAGGAUUGAUUUUAAAUGUAAAUCGUAAUAAUAUAAUAUUAGGGUUUCGCAGUAACAUUUGCCGUCUCCGUCCAAUCUAACAGGCAAUAUGGGAAAAAUGUGUUUUCGUGCUUCUAACAGUAUUCAGGAUCUAAUAGACCUCAAACAAAAAUCAUUUCCCAAAAUUAAAGACAACAACAUUUAGUAGGCUUUCAAAUCGGGAUUUGUUGCCAUAUAUUUCCCAGAUAACGUCCACUCGUACAUCAAACUCAAAAUAAAUAUAUUUAUUAUUUUAUUUUAUUUAUAAACCUUGUAAAUGUUUCGUCUUUAAUUUGGUGAAAUCAUUUUUGUUCUAGGUCUAUUAGAUCCUGUGUCCUAUUAGAAGUACGAAAACGUAUUUUUGCUAUACUGCCCGUUAGAUAGGACAGAUACCGCAAAUGUUACUGUGCCGUCCUUUAAAUUUAAUAAAUUAUACUAUUAUUUAACUCUUACAUUUAUGAUUAUACCUCUAAUAAUCUAACGAAAUAUAGGAAAUCGUUUACGAAUUUACGAUUUGUUACUUUAUGAUGAUUUGGACUGCUGAAUGAGUUUAAUAUUUAAAUUUUAUUUUCAUUCGAGUUUGCCUAACAAUUGGGUACCAGGUAUACUUAUAUUAAAUCGAUGAACUCUAAACAAUUGAAAGUUUAGUCAGUUGGUCAGCGGAACUUUUAUACGAAAUCGAAAAUGAACUGUAAUUUUUGGUAGUAGACGUAUUAUAGGUGUACCUAUUAGGCACCAUCCGCAGACCACGAUAAUUUGUUACCAACGCAACGGCAUAAAAUUCCGAAUUAAUAUCAAUACACCAUAUUUGGCGGAUGGCAUACGGUUUUAUUGUAUUUGUGUACAAGAAGAUAAAUACGAAAGAACCAAUGCGUAUUGGUUUUUUCGAAUAGUAACAAAUUGGCGAUAAGGUUAUAUUAUAUUGUAACUAAAUUAAAGUAAUAUACACCUUCGUGGCUAUUAUUAUAUUUAAAAAAGCGCGGUAUUACAUGGCUAUAUAUGAUUAUUUUAUUAAUGUAUUUAAUUCGUUUCAAUUAUCUAUACAUUGCGUGGCGGGUACCUAUAUGCAAUACAAAUUAAUUUAAUUAAUUUAAAAAAAUUAAAAAAAAAAACCCGAACAUUCGCACCAUGGAGUUCUUUGGCAAUUUCGGUUCUACAAUAAAAGACGGUAAACAUGUGCCAAUCUAUUACAUCAAACAAUUCAAAAAUAAACCGUUGCCGCAAACACUGCGCGACGUCGUUUCAGUGCGAAAUAUUAAUUUAAUGUUCAUAAAAGACGACACGACGAUACGUCGGGAGCACAUUUUUAUACGAGUCAAUUAGGGACGGUUUGAAAAACACGAUGGGUGCAUUAAGGAGACAAAAACACAACAUCGAUGUGUUCGGAUUUUACUUUCCUUUAUCAUUUAAUUAGCUUUUACUUAAUAUUUGUUUUAAUUUAUUGAACAUGCGAGUGUGUUUUUAUUACACUGUGAUGAGUUUUCCACUUUCUGUCCGUCCACCACCAUCCUUGCAAUUAUUCCGCUUUCUUGAUGCGGAACUGUCUCGGGUACAGCUGACCAAAACGGACUAACAUUCUUCAGUCGUUCAAUCACGGUUUUCCGACGCGACUCCGUUCGUCGUCAAUCUAGUGCAGUCGCUCGUGCAAAGUAGUCGUUUUCAGUUGACUUGUAUUUGAUUUGUUAUUAUUUUUUUUUUUAAUCUUUCAUUUUAUUUCCAAUUUAUACCCGUGUUCUGAAAUAAAGAUGACAUAGUGUAACUCAAUUCGUGCGCGCGAGUGAUAUUGUGUUUUUUUUUUUUAUUUCGCCGGGGAGCAGCCAUUUUAUAGAAUAGAAAUCAUUAUGUUGUUCAACUUGAAUAGCUUGGUAAUAUUAUUAAUUUUUCAAUUGUAAUAUUUUUUCCCGCCGUAAGCUAAACGGUGUUAUUUUUUCCAUAAAAAUGAACACAGCCGUAAUACAAAUUUAUUAUUUUUCUGUUUAGGUAAUUGUGUGUUUAGUUAAAUUCACGUUGAGCGAAGACCGUAUAUCCGUGAACACGGUAGGUACAAUAACGGCAACUGCGGGUUACUCGAUAUCUGAAAAUCACUCCCCGACUGUUUCGAGUCUAACGUCGAGCAUAGAUUUUUUGAACGAUCAGGAUUCGUCCAAAGAUGUUUCGUUAUCGAGUGAAACCUAUACGCCAACGCCAGCUCCGGGUUAUCGAAACGCUCAAAAUUUGGCGUUACGGUCAAGACAAGCUAGAGGCAAACCGAAUCAGUGGCAGCAACACAGUGGAAGCAUCGAAGAAAAAGAACGCGCGUCAUUCCCGUUGACUGAUCACAGAUCAAACGAACAACUGUACAAUGUUAAACCUCAAACGUUCGAUAACCAAUCGCAGCAGUCGACGGAUUCUAAAAGCAACGAAAGUGUCGAAAAGUCGGUGCCGUCAAUCACUUACGGAAAGAAAAUGCAAAAAAACGACGGCAGUGACGACCGACCGGUUUACAACGACUGGUCCGAUGAAGUACGCAUGAAGUUUGAUAACGACAAACUUAAUAGAUCGCGCAAUAAGAAGAAUAAAAACCAAGAUAGCGGACAGGAAAAAAGGAAACCACAAGUGAACAAAUUAUUAAAUGGCAAUAGUGACAACAAAGACGGUUGGCAAGAAGUAAGUCCUAACAUGGAAAUCGCCACCGGAUUCAGCGCAACUGUUCAAGAUCAUAGUUCUUCACUAGAAUCAUCUGGAAGUUCAGGUAUGUCGUACACCAACAAUUAUUUAUUAAACAAACAAGUACGUUACGUAGGUAUCGGCUAAAGAGUUAGCAGUUAAAACCGAGCGAAGUUCGGUUUCAAAGCACGUUUUGACGAAUUUAUCUAAUACAAAUUAUAUUAAUUUGUAACAAAAAAAUAAAUUACUAUUGCCAAUGUCUAUUUGUCUACGUAAAUCGGAAAAUGGCGGAUACGCAAAAUGUCGUAUUUUUUUAAUUUUUUUUUACAUUUUUCUGUAUUUCUAAAAAUGUAACUAAUUGUGGAUAUUUUAAAAAUGCCAUAAUAAUACCUUAAAAACAUUGGGAAAAUCUUUCGAAUAUUUUUGAGAAACCAAAAAAAUAAAAAUAAAACUAUCUACAUUAAACCGAAUAAAAACUCCAAAAGACCUCUCCAACGCCGACUAGACAAAAUAUCCCCCAGAAACCGCCCUUAAAGUUAAUGAUCGGAUCAAGAUUUCUGGUAGAUAAGUCGUUCACAUCAGAGAGAUAGAGAGAAAUAGACGGUUUAUAGAUCGUAACGUCGUCGUAAUUAUCAAUGACCAAUCGUGACUUCAUGUGUCUUAGUAUAAUAGUAAAAAAACAAAAUGUAUUAUAUUACGUCCUAUUAUUUUAUAUCUCAAAUACCAAAAUGUUUUAAAUCUUUAUUGAAAUUGUCUUUUAUAGUCAAUUAUAACCGAAUAUAACUUUCACACAUUAGUCUCAUCGUUAUUUAAAUACGAAUAUGUUUUUUUUCCGAGAGAUAAUUGAUAACUAAUAUGCUCGUAUCGUAUUGUUAAUGCAUGUAUUUUACACAAAUAAUACACAAUCUGAACUUAGCAGUACAAUACGAGGAUAGUUGUUACGUUAAAAAAAAAUUUGUUAAAAACAAGACGAGAUGAAAAUACAGGAAAUGUCACUACAAUGUCACUACAUUUGGACGUCCGUUUUUCAAUUAUAUUAAUACUUUCAAUUUAAAAAAGCGAAAAAAAUAAAAUGGCCCGUUUAUUUUAAUUUUAAAUCUGUUAAUGUGCAGAUAUUCUAUUAAAUAAUUAGGAUAAGUUUUUAAACGGUUUUUUAAAUACUCUAUCUAUAGUGAAAACGUUUGAAUAUAAGUGAGUAUUAGAUUUGAGCUAACUCGUCAUUUUUUUGUCGUUAAAACCGUCAAAACAAAUAUACGGUGUUUGUGAAACGGGCUUAAAACAAAUUGUAUAACUUUUCAGAAGACCGAGAAACUGAACAAUUUUAUUACAGGUUAGUAUAAACUGUGCUUACACGCACGCGGUAAUUACAUGAUAUUAAAAGGAGAUAGACAAAUUUCAGCGCAGCCGAUCGAUUCGCCGUGAAAAUUCCCACAAAACUGUCGUAUGAUUUAAAAUUGGCGAAAUGUGACUUAUGCCCUUUUUCACAAACACCAUCCAAAAUGUUCACAUUUUGAUUUUUAGUUUAAAUCAUACGGACUAAUACGAGUUUUCCUUUUUCAUUGCUCUCUCAUUGAAUCUAGCCAACUAUAUACACAGUCUUAGCGUACGCCCGAUUAUAUGUAUACUUUUUUUUUUUUUUUUUUUACAUUUAAUUAUUAUGGUAGGUAUAAUUGGCUAAAAUAUAUAUUCUAGAACGGACGUAAAAUAAUCGAAAUUAUACGUACAUAACGGUGCUGUGUUUUUUUUUUUUUUACUUCGUCAUUGUAUUUACUAUUCGACUACGAAAAUAUUACUACCUUCCUAUCGAAAAACUACGGAGAAAGUGUUUUAAUAUAAUUUUUUUUUUUUUUUUUGUUUACAUAAUUAUAUUCGUUACAGAAUCGUUUAAGCCCCUUCCGGCCCUGUAUCACACCGAAAGCAGCAUUUCCAGCAUAGAAAGCGAGGCGCAGGUGGAGCCGCAGAAUUUCAAUCACAAACAAGUGCUGUCGAAAAUGAAUCACUUCGACUUCAGCAACGCCGUCUCGCAAGCCAACAAAAUGCCGCCGCCCAGGGAAAAGCGGUUGAACUAUCAGCCGGGUGGCAGCCCGCCGCCGAUCAGGUACAGUUACGGCGGUGUCGUCGGUGGCCAACCGCUGCAGUCAAUCGCUCCGUCCGUGCCGCCGCCCGUCGCCGUCAAGUCCGUAAAAAUCGAACAGCAGCCGCCCAAUUAUCACAGCAUCGUGGUGCCCAUACCGAUAUCGCACCAGAUGUACGCGGCUAUCGGCGGUGAUACGACGUCGCCGGCUCACGGUCACCAGCUGGCCAGCAGCUCGAUGCAACAGGCGGUGAUGUCGCUGCCGGUCGUGCACAACGUGUUCUUCAAGACGGACGACAACGGCGGCGGAAAGACCAUGCCGGCCAUAGUCAUACCGCUAAAGCCAGAAUACCUGCAGCACUUGCAACAGCAGCAGUAUAACAUGCACGUCCAGCAACAGUCGCCGGAUGUGGUGACGUCCGACUCGCAAAAUGCGGCCGGCCACCAGCGACCGAUACAUCACAGUGGUGGCGGCGGCGGCGGCGGCGGCGGCGGCGUCGGCGGAAAGGCGUUGCUCUACCAGCAACAACAGCAACAGCAGCAACAACAACAGCAGCAGCAGCAGCAGCAGCAGCAACAGCAACAACAGCCGUCGUUAACGCCUUCGCAGUUCCAACAAAAGCCUAAAUCGACCAAGAUCAAGAAACCGUUCGGCCUGAUCAAGGACGAUCACCGCGUUAAACAGCAAUUCGGCGUGCAACAUCAAUUCUACGCUAAUCCGUUCGUGGGCGCCGGCGGCGGCGGGGGCACCGGCGGCGGCGUCGUCGGCAACGGCGGCGGACACCACCUUGGGCACGGACAACACGGUACACUCCAACACCACGGCCACCACAUGCAACACGCCCAACACGACGGGCCCGACGACUCGAGGUUCGCGCAGACGGCGACUCCGACCACGCCAGGAGCUGGACACCCUUUCUCCGGCGCCGGUCAGUCGUUGAUCGUCAAACGACCACAGGCGUACGGUUACGCGUCCCCAGUAGCCGUGAGCCCUAAGUACGUGGCCGUAAACAAGACGCCGCCAACGCCACAGUUGUCAGCCGAGGAACUAUCCACGGCCAUCGUACAGCAGCAGCAGCAGCAACAGCAGCAGCAACUCCAGCCGUACAAGACGACCGGGUACCACUCGGGGCCCAGCCAUCCGGGUUUCACGUACCUGAACGGGCCCGACGACGAUUAUCCGUACAGGCCCAUAUACAAGGACAUGAAGAAGCGCAACGACGUGCUGGUGGUGCGGACCGAGAGACGCAAGUGA
This is a messenger RNA of Cinara cedri, 15273 nucleotides long. Lineage: Eukaryota; Metazoa; Arthropoda; Insecta; Hemiptera; Aphididae. The record is from the annotation of a GenBank genome assembly.